Molecule: messenger RNA, 645 nt
Organism: Scedosporium apiospermum
Lineage: Eukaryota; Fungi; Ascomycota; Sordariomycetes; Microascales; Microascaceae
Exons: 3
Coding region: 1-645 (214 amino acids)
Biological process (GO): positive regulation of DNA-templated transcription, elongation; mRNA export from nucleus
Cellular component (GO): THO complex part of transcription export complex
Molecular function (GO): mRNA binding
Source: RefSeq, a predicted model, not a curated record
AUGGCCAUUGACCAGAUCGUCACCGAGCCCAGCCUCGGCGCGGUUCUCCAAAUCGCAGGCCACGCACGCGACCAAGCAGCCGAGCUCCUCACCCUCCUCGCCGAUGCCAUCCAAGCCGACGACGGCAGCAGCUUGACGCCCGAGGCCCAAGCCCACCUCCUCAAGCAGCAGAAGCUAAUGUUCACCAACAUCGCCCACCUUCGCGGCCUCCAUCGCGCCGCCAAUCUGAGUGCCCGCGAAACCAAGACUACAACGGCCGAGGCGAGACAGGAGGUCGAUCGGCUGCAUCUGCAGCUUCAGAAUAUUUACUACGAGCAGCGGCACCUGCGUGGUGAAAUUUCGGCCUGCGAGUCGUACGAACACAAAUACACACAACUACCUCUAAUUCCAGUUGAGGAGUUCCUUGCUCAACAUCCCGAGCACGCAGACGCGGACGAGAACGACCUAAUGGUGGCGCGGAUCGACCACGAACGAGCGGAGCGCGAGGCUCUUGAGCAGCAGAGGCAGGAACUCUUGAAGCGCAAGGCCAAGCUCAUCGCCGAAAACAAGAAGCGGAAGGACGAUUUAGCGAACCUCGACAAGGACCUUGAGAGGUUUAUUGAUGCCGCCAAACCAAUCCAGAAGCGCUUCGAAAAGGUCGUCUGA